GGGAGACGAGCGAGGAUGACUUCGGAUUUAGAGGAGAGGGUGCGUGCGGCUUUCCGAGACAAGCUGCUAAUGAUGAAAAUCCCUGAACGAGAAGAUGACUUUUUGCCCUCUGCUUGCUGCUUGCUGGAGAAACGGAGGGAACUGGGGGAGGUGGAACAGGCUCUGUUGGCCAAGAACGAGGAAUUUCAGGUGAAGAUGGAAGACCUGCAGCAUCAACGGCAAGAACUGGAGGGCAAGGAGGGGCAGCUCAAAGAGGCCAUUUUAAAGUUUGACAAGUUCCUGAAGGAGAAUGACGCAAAGCGAGGCCGGGCGCUGCUCAAAGCCAGCGGGGAGAAGCGACAAGCAGCCCAGAGAGGGGUGGAAGCAGAGCGCCUCCGGGAGGAGAUUGCACAGUUGCUGGUGGCAAAGGAGAAGCUUCAGGGGCAGCUACAGAGACACAAGGCUUUCCCAGAGUACCUGCGGAAGGUUCUGGAAAAGAUGGAGCAGUUUCAGGACAUCUCAGAGCUGAUUGGCCGGUUCCAGACGCUGAUAGCCACCCAGGCCACCUUGGCCCAGAGGGAGCUCCUUGGGCGCGAAGCUGUGGAGGAAGAGCGUGCCCGCUUGCAAGAGUACGUGGAGGAAAGCACCAACCAGAUCUUGCAGCUAAACAACCAGGUGGCAGAACUGCAGGCCCAGCUAGAGCAAGCCCAGGCCAGGGUCCUGGAACUGGAAUCUAGCUGGAUUUGCAUCCAGAACACCGCUGCUGACAAGACGCUAGAACUUGGACAGAUCAAGUUGGCAGCGCUGAACCUCUUCCAGAUGGUUGCAAAGCACCGGAAGUUGCCGGUUGACGUGCUCCUGGAUGAUACGGACGCCCAACUUGAUGCAAUCCAGCUCUGCAUUGUAGACUUAAUCGACAUCCUGGCCGACUUCCGCAAAGGGGAGCCAAUGUCGUUUCCACAGCCGGAGCCCAUCGCAACGCCUCACUCCGAGCCGGCGCCCAGCUAGCCACACCUCACCGUUCCCCAUAUCUAGUAGUCACAGAUAUACUGCUCCUAGAGAUGGCAGUUCCGUUGCUAGCUGGCUGCUGUAGCUAAUAGCUAUUGAUAAGAACUAGCACCCACAAGGAAGCUGUCUUUUUUUUUAGAAACAGCCCUUUAAACUAGUGGACAUUCCUGAGACUUGGACUAUGCCAUCAACUGCCAAGGAGAAGCUGCACACCAACAUAUCCUUAAUAGACUGUACUUUUUAUAGAUGGCAAUUGGAAGCCACACUGUAAGCCAAUUUUCUUUAUAA
Rhineura floridana is the source of this 1275-nucleotide messenger RNA. RefSeq names its product cilia and flagella associated protein 73 (gene CFAP73). Lineage: Eukaryota; Metazoa; Chordata; Lepidosauria; Squamata; Rhineuridae. The record is from RefSeq and is a predicted model, not a curated record. Gene Ontology annotation, biological process: spermatid development. The transcript is spliced from 7 exons. The coding region runs from base 16 to 987 and encodes 323 amino acids.